CGAACACCAAACUCUGAUGCCCGUUUCUUUCUCAUGACAACAAAACAAUUUCCAGAGAUUCACUCAUUUUAUUUCUUCGCAAACAAUAAAUAGACCCGAGACGAUACACAACAAUCAAGAUGCCUAAAGGCAAGUGGAUCGACAAGAAGACAGCCCAGCACUUCACGCUGGUGCACCGUCCACAAAAUGACCCUCUAAUCCACGACACCGAAGCGCCAUCCAUGGUACUCAACCCAACCGCCCUCCCCAACGCCUCCAAAGUCCGCAAACUCGACGACCUCGCAUCGGAGCUAGGAACGGACGCAGAGCGCGUCCGCGCGAACGAAGGCGAGGCCGCUAACCAUGGCAUCUACUUCGACGACAGCGAAUACGACUACAUGCAACACAUGCGCGACCUCGACUCCGGCAACGGCGCCGGCGAAGUCGUAUUCAUCGAAGCCGAUAGCGGAAGCAAGAACAAGGGAAAGGGAAAGCAGAAGCAGAGUCUAGAAGAUGCGCUGCGCCGCUUAGAUGUCGAGGAUGAGGAGCGCAAGCGGGAUGACCUGUUCGGCGACGACUUCCUGCCCUCGAAGAACCUGCAGCACCUGACGUACCAGGCGCAGCAGAACGUCCCCGAUGCCAUCGGCGGCUUCCAGCCAGACAUGGAUCCGCGACUGCGGGAGGUGCUUGAGGCGCUUGAAGACGAGGCGUACGUUGAUGACGACGAGGAUGUCUUCGCCGAGUUGGCGAAGGAUGGGCAGGAACUAGAUGAUAUAGAUUUCGAGGAUGAAGACGGCUGGGAGUCUGACGAUACGGCCAAGCCGACCAAAGAAUUCAAAGACUCCUCUGAAGCGCCAGACCUGGUCUCCGCUGGGGAGAACGGUGACUGGCUAGAGGACUUCAAGAAGUUCAAGAAGGACCAGUCCAAGCCUGCGGCGAAGCAGUUCGGUGCGCCUUCGGAGUUACAGUCCUCGCUCAUGACCACAACCACGAACGGCGGGCGACGAAAGAAGCGUAAGGGCGCUCUGACGAGCCAGUCGGGCUACUCGAUGACCUCGUCAUCUCUCGUGCGCACAGAGCAGCUCGGUAUUCUCGACGCGCGCUUUGAGAAGAUCGAGGAGCAGUACAACGAGGAUGACUUCGAGGACGGAGACGACGCUGCCUCCAUGUCGCAGAUCUCGAGCGUGUCUAGUGUGACAGGACCGGUGAGGAACGACUUUGACAACAUCCUGGAUGAUUUCCUAGGAGGGUAUUCCAUGCGUGGCAAGAAGCACGUAAGGAAGGGCAAGUGGGAGGGUGGUACGGCUGAGUUGGAUGAGAUAAGGCAAGGUUUAGGCCCUGCCAGAAUCCGGGGUAGAACUACCCAGCCGCAGACGCCGGGAAUGGCAUCAGCAUCGGCGUCGAGAUAGAAUGGACAUAAUGGUAGAUACCCAGAGAAACCAAAUGAAAUGAAAAGCUACAUGUCACGAACAUUAU
Molecule: messenger RNA, 1455 nt
Organism: Annulohypoxylon maeteangense
Lineage: Eukaryota; Fungi; Ascomycota; Sordariomycetes; Xylariales; Hypoxylaceae
Product: Low temperature viability protein
Exons: 2
Coding region: 120-1388 (422 amino acids)
Biological process (GO): ribosomal small subunit biogenesis; ribosomal small subunit export from nucleus
Cellular component (GO): nucleus; preribosome, small subunit precursor; cytosol
Source: RefSeq, a predicted model, not a curated record